UUCGGCGCUGGAAUCACGCCCAGCCAAAACCAUCAAGGCCGAUUAGCCCAGCCAAUUCGACCGCUAUGAGGCCAAACGCUUCAUCGGGGCUCCUAGGUGCCUUUCAGGCACUGAGGAUAUCGCCCGCAACGCCGCUCCGAGCUUCCCUCCCCUCGGCGACCAUUCUUCGACCCUCGGUGCCCGUUGCAUCCGCCCUUACUUCUCAGCAUGGCAGGCUAUUUUCCGCGACGGCGAUCCAGGCAGGAUCAUGGCUGGAACCAAACCUGCUGAGAAAGAAUAAGAUGAUGAAGGGCCGACCCAGAGUGCCGACGGGCGGGUCAACAAAGGGUACCACAGUGGUCUGGGGCGAUUACGGCUUGCGCAUGUGCGACCACCACCGCAGAAUUAGUGCCAAACAUCUCAAGAUGGCCGAGGACACCAUCAAGCAGCGGUUGCGUGGGCAGAAAUAUCGGCUGUACAAGAGGGUUGCUUGCAACGUUGGUGUGUUUGUCAGCGGAAACGAGAUGAGAAUGGGUAAAGGAAAGGGUUCUUUCGACCACUGGGCCGCGAGAAUUGCCAUCAACCAAGUCCUUUUCGAGAUCAGGGGAAUUCUGCACGAGCAGGUUAUCCGGGAUGCCUUCCGGCUUGCGGGGAACAAGCUACCAGGGCAAUACGAGUUCGUUAAGAAGGGAGAUCCGGCUGUCGUUGGAAUUACGAAGCUGGAUGGUGUCACUCUGGACGAAUUGAGACAGCCAUGGAAGAAGCUCCCGGCAGAGGUGGCUACGCCCCCACCGUCGACGCCGGAGACUUCUCCCUCAACACCCCCUCCUUCAUAACCAGCGGGCCGUGCCUUUUUUCGUUGUAUAAUAUGUAGACUAACACAACUGUCCAUGUAUCGUAGAGUUCAUGAGUUCCAGUCGGUGACCAGAGCUAGAGCUCUAUUCUUUUUUCCCUCGGUUGCGUGUGUUAGGACAUGCCUAACAAUGUGCGGUUUAUCUUAUUAAUGAGGGGACUUGGCUUUGGCCGAGGUGACGAGGUUUCCGUCACAUUUUAGCGAGAUGUGCUGCUUGUUACUCCUUCUAUGAACCUCGGGAAAUACCCGCUCACCAUGUACAUUUUUCAAUGUAUCAGUUUUACAUUUGAAGAAGGCAUCCUGUUGUUCGAUCUGUUA
Chaetomium fimeti is the source of this 1150-nucleotide messenger RNA. RefSeq names its product ribosomal protein L10e/L16. The transcript is spliced from 3 exons. The coding region runs from base 66 to 815 and encodes 249 amino acids. Gene Ontology annotation, biological process: mitochondrial translation. NCBI's taxonomy places the organism in Eukaryota, Fungi, Ascomycota, Sordariomycetes, Sordariales, Chaetomiaceae. Gene Ontology annotation, cellular component: mitochondrial large ribosomal subunit; ribosome. The record is from RefSeq and is a predicted model, not a curated record. Gene Ontology annotation, molecular function: rRNA binding; structural constituent of ribosome.